This is a messenger RNA of Helicoverpa armigera (cotton bollworm), 1095 nucleotides long. RefSeq lists its product as uncharacterized. NCBI's taxonomy places the organism in Eukaryota, Metazoa, Arthropoda, Insecta, Lepidoptera, Noctuidae. The coding region runs from base 151 to 1095 and encodes 314 amino acids. The record is from RefSeq and is a predicted model, not a curated record. The transcript has 6 exons.
CCCUAUUAGUGCUUUAUCCACCUAAGUCCGUUAAGUUGAGCCUCUGCUCCUUCGGCCGUGUCGAUUUUGUGCUUGAGGUGAUCGAAAUCUUGUGAAUUUUGUGCUUGAGAUAGGACUCGUUGACCCGUUUUGUGAUAAUUAAUAUUUAUCAUGUCUAAUAGAAAGUGUUGUGUUCCCGGAUGUACAAAUGGCUUAGACACUACGGGGUAUUUACAUAAAUUCCCUAAUCCAGAUAAGGAUAGGCAGCUAUUUAAUACAUGGGUCUUUCAUAUUGGUGGUGACAUUUUGCAACUUGAAAAUAACCAUAUUUUCAAAUACCGCCGCGUCUGUAAUGAUCAUUUCGAACCAAAAUAUUGGUGCCGGAAUAACCGACUUGCCAAAGGAGCUGUACCUACAAAAAACAUGCCAGGAUUAUCUUGCUCGAAAUUCAGCAUUGAAAAAAGAGCACUAAGACCUCUUCAGAUUUCAGGACCGUCUACAUCAAAAGAACCUGCGCAUCUACAUAUACACUCACAAGGUUCAAUUGAAGAUGUACAAAUGAAAGAGAAUCUUGAUCCUGUCACUUCAGAAUCUCAGUCUGUACACAGUGAUAGACAGCCUCAUAGUGAAGAAGAAAAUGUUGAGGUGGUGAAAGAUCUUGUGCAUCGCAAAGUUAAAUGUGUUAGUAAGAAGGCGGUAAAACAGGUUGCUGUUACGAAAACUGAGCGUGCUCUGUAUCAGAAAAUGCUGCAAGUUGGUGUGAAACUCAGCAAAUGCCGUAGCAAGGUUAAAAAGCAGGCAAUCAAGAUCAAGGCCCUGCAAAAUAUUACUACAAACCCUCAAUUUUUAGAAACUCUAGACAAAAUGUCUAGCACAUCAAAAAUUUUAACUUUGCUGCAGUUCAGGGAGCACAAAAGGAAAAAAAGGCCGGCGUUUCACAUUAGAGGAAAAAUUGUAGCUUUGACUAUCCUCAAGCAAAGCCCAAAAGGAUACAGAUUCCUGAGGAAAAUCUUUAUCCUGCCAUCACGCCAAAUUUUAAUAAAAUUAAUUAAUAUGGCAGAUAUAAAUGCUGGUAUCAAUAAAAAUUUGAUGGCACAAAAAAAAAGCCACACUUAA